This is a messenger RNA of Schistosoma rodhaini, 5794 nucleotides long. The record is from the annotation of a GenBank genome assembly. Lineage: Eukaryota; Metazoa; Platyhelminthes; Trematoda; Strigeidida; Schistosomatidae.
GUCCUUCUUAGGUCAUGUCCUUGAGGAGGUUACUAUCACCACUUAAUAGUUUCGGUUAUUUGGAUUUUAACGAUCAAUAUUCUCAUAUGGUACUUUUGGAUAUUUGUCCCUCAGUGAUGGUAUAGCCUAAAAACUAAUCCAUAAAACCCAAUGGCCGACAUUAAUAAACCGCUUGAUGACAAUGUUGUCAUUUCGCGUCGUACGUUGAACACAUUUGGUGGCGUGUUUUGCUCUGUAACAUUAUCUCAGUUCAGUAGUGUAAUAUUUCUACGUUUAGGUACGUCUAGUGUUCUCUAUAAAAAAUUGCUUCUCGCGUAGGGUUUAUUAUUGCUCAUGCUGGUUUGCUGGAAAGUAUAUUACAACUAUUUUUAUCUUAUUUCAUCCUGCUGCUGACUGUAUUUUCUAUAUGCGCAAUCAGUACAAAUGGAGCAGUUGAAGGAGGAGGUGUGUAUUGUAUCCUUUUCUAUUGUAAUUAGAAGUGAUCGUGAGAAAAUGAGUCGUUCAAUGAUUUUUAUGCUUAAUUUUUCAUCGUCACCUCAGAUUGUUUUUAAUUGUAGGAAAUCUGAUUAGAUUGUGUCAUUGGUAUAUAAAAUUACUAAUCUCAUAUUUUUUACCAUUGUGUAUACAUGUACACCUGUAUCGAAGGUGGCUUUAGCUGAACUGAAUUGUUACCGAAGAAUUUUAUAUUUAUUUCAAACUUGUGGUGAUACUGCUUGUAGUCUUUUAUAAUAGGGACAAUGGUUUAGCUGAUUUAUUAAUUUUUGUGAUUAAUUCUGGAUGAAGUGCCUUCUUAAAAGUUUAUCAAGCAAGGUGAACUGUUCGCGUAGGAAGUACUAGUUGUUAACCAAUAAAUCAGAGUAAUUACACUUUAAUCAAAGUUCAUUUGGUAAAAAUUUGUAAAAUUAUUCAUUGUGGAUCCAAAAGUGCCUACACAUAAAGGAGAGAAUUAAGUAAUUGAAUUGAAUAUGAAGCCACUCAGAAGUUUCACUAGUUAUGAUAUAUAAUGUCGAUGAUAAAUCUGAUUUUUUAAAAUUAGGUCAAGGGUACCUGCUUCGUUAUAACAAUACCAUACCUGAAACUCGAAUAGUAUUGUCGUAACAUGUUCUCGAUAAUCAUAUACUCCGGUUGAAAUGAUUCAGAAUGACCACAUUAACCGUAUUUCCUUUAAUCGUUGACUAUGAGAAUCAUGAGGUUUCUAGACAAUAAUACAUACAUACCCUAUGUUCACGAGUUUGAAACAUUUCGGAUACUGUAUAAUUAAUCAUAAAUGAUGUGUAGCGGCCUGAGUUACCAUGCUUUGUCAAUAACAGGUAGAGGAAGAGCAAAUAAGUCAAGAUUUUAAUGUAAUUUUCAUAGUUUAGAUCACGAACUGAUCUUAGUUAAACCACCAUUGGAAACCUAGGAGUGCUGGACGGCUUUUGAUAGUUCAUGAAAUAAUAUUAUAAGUUUCAAUUUAAACAAAGGUAAAAAAUAAAUAAGGAUAUUGCAUUGGGACUGAAGGUCGACAGCCAUUGAACAUGGGUACUGCUCCGGCAACCAGAAAGUUCGCCCCUCCAUAAAUGCCUCUAUCCAAUAAUGACUUCACAGACUGUUGGGAUUUCUUUGUUUAGACACAUGCAGCUUUCUACACUGGUCCUACGCCAGCCAGCAUUGCUUCGGGGGAGGUUUUGACCAAACAUGUCCCAGAUAAACUAAAUGAUUAAGGUUUUAGGUUUUAUCAACCAAUUCACAACCAUCAUGUCAUACUCUACGCCGAAACUGAAUGUUGUGUAGAGAUGUAUUCGUCCAGUUCUCAAGUUCUUAUUCAAAGUGAGACAGUUAUCACGGUAUACAUCAACACGUUUUUGUGUUUUCUGAAACUGUUUUCACAUAUUAACUGUAACCGAUUUCCUUUAUGAAAAAAUCAAUUAGUCAUGCUUAGUAGGACUUUAGGUCCUGAAUUCGGUGGAGCUAUUGGAUCGAUAUUUUUCUUCGCACAAGUUUGUAGUGCUGCUUUGUAUAUAGCGGGAUUAGUGGAAGCUGUGCUAAUAAAUUUCGGUCCUGGAGGUAUUUUAUUCGAUGGCGUACUACCUGGUGAAAAUCACUGGUGGAGUUACCUGUAUGCUAUAGUUAUUCUUGCACUUUGUAUGUCUAUCCUAUUAAUUGGUAGUCAAAUGUUUGCUCGUGCUCUGUACUUCAUUCUUGCAGUUGUGAUUAUUGUUAUUAUAUGCGUAUUUGCUAGUUUCUUUCUACAACCAAAAUUAAUACCUUUGCCAAGAUCUAAUUCGCUUAUCUAUAAUUCAUCAACACCAAAUAAUGUAACUAUAUUUGCCGAGUUUAGUGGCCUAAAUGGGAAUACAUUCAAAGAAAAUCUUUAUCCUAUGUAUUCAAUUGAUUAUACUACUGGUUUAUUGACGUCAUUCGUCAUUGUUUUCUCCGUAUUAUUUUCUGGUGUAACUGGGAUAAUGAACGGUGCGAAUGUGUCUGGUGAGUUAAAGAAUCCUUCUCGUUCAAUCCCUUUGGGAACUCUAUCUGCUCUACUUUGCACAUUGUUAAUUUAUCUCGUUAUGAUGAUAUUCUCAGCUGCUUCUAACAGCCGAUAUCUGCUAUUAAAUAACAAUAUUUUUAUGCAAUCAAUUAGUUUUUGGCAACCAAUCGUUGUAAUAGGUGUUUUUGCUACUACAUUAUCAGCAGCUUUAGGAAAUCUUAUUGGAGCUUCACGUAUAUUGGAAGCGAUAGCUCGUGAUGAAUUAUUUGGUCGACUUCUUCGUCCAGCAAAAUGGACCACAAAACGUGGAAAUCCGAUAGUUGCAGUCCUUUCUGCUGGGUUUCUUUGUUUGCUAAUUUUACUGAUUGGUAGAUUAAAUGCUAUCGCUCCACUUGUAUCUGUUCUAUUUUUACUGGCUUAUGCUUCAGUGAAUUUGGCCUGUGCUGGUUUAGAUGCUGCCUCACCACCAAACUUCAGACCAACAUUUCGUUAUUUUAAUUGGAUCACUUCAAUAUUGGGAAUGAUUGGUUGUAUCAUUAUGUGUUUAUUAAUUCAACCAAUAUAUACGGUAGUCGCAAUUAUUGUUUUAGGUCUACUUGUGUUUUCAUUAUAUCAACGGCAUUUAGAAUCGUCAUGGGGUAACAUUGGACAAGCUCUUCUAUUUCAUCAAAUCCGUAAAUAUUUAUUAUUGUUGGAUGCCCGUAAAGAUCACGUUAAAUACUGGCGACUUCAAUUACUGUUACUCGUUGCAAAUCCACGUUCGUCAGCUUCACUUGUACAGUUUAUGAAUAGUUUGAAAAAAGGUGGUCUGUAUGUAGUUGGUCAUGCAAUUUGUGGUGAUACAGAUGAGUUCGUCGAUCAAUCGGAUCCAUGUCUAAAUCAGCGUUGGUAUUGGACACAAUAUGUGAAAUACUUGAAAACUAAAGCAUUUGUAGAAAUCACAAUUGACCGAAGUGUACGCAGAGCUAUAUCCCAUCUUAUUCGAAUUUCAGGUUUGGGUGCAAUGCGUCCAAAUACAGUUUGCUUAGGAUUUUAUGAUGAUAAGCCGUCAGUUGAUAUUUUAGCUAGGAUUUGGAAAGAACGUAAAGUAAAAACAUUCAGUUCAUGGCCAAAUCAUAUCCAUUCAUACAGUUCCACAGAGUUGAUCAUUAAUAAUAAUGAUGCCCAAACGACAAAUGCUUAUUUAAACAGCAGUGAACUAUUAGCUAAUUUUGGUUCAGUUCCGAAUCAGGAUUCAAAUUCUAUUUUUGUCAAUCAGAAUAAUGCAGAUAAUCAAUUUUAUACCGACCAUCGUUCUGGUCGUCUUACUUCACAAGAAUAUGUUAGCAUUAUUCGAGAAAUUCUCAAUAUGGAGACCAAUGUUGUACUUGCUCGAAAUUUCGAUAGAGUAAUUUUUGAUGAAGGUAUGUCUGGUUGGGAUACAACUCGACGUUAUUUCCGCAAUAUUUUUCAUACAACUAAUCGUUCACAACGACUAAAUUCAAAUUAUAAUAAUGGUUAUAAUGCAGGUACAGUAAUGGAUACUACUAAUUCAAUGCAUGAAAUUAAUCCAUAUAUAGUAGACACUUCAAAAGCUAUAUUCUUUGAUAUAUGGCCAAUUAAUCUUCUUGAAUUUUAUGGUGGGACUUUAAAUCUACCAUCAUCUUCAUCAUCACAUGAAGAAAUUUACAAACAAGCAAUUGAUCGUACUGGUCUUUUCCUUUUACAACUUGCCUGUUUAGUCGCUAGAUCACCCUAUUGGCGUAAACGUCGUCAUCCACCAAAACUACGCGCAUUUUUUCCACAGUUAGGUACAAUGAAUCAAAUGAAUCCACCUAAUGGGGAAGUUGUUACGGUAGUUGACAAAACACGUUCCCAGUUGUCGACGUUGUUGAAAAAUUUACGAAUUCCUGCGGAAAUACAUCUGGUUGAUAUGGAUAUUUCAGUAAUGAAAAAAAAUUCAAUGUUGAAAAAUAUUGAUGAUAAUACUAAUGAUAACAGAAGAAUAAUCUAUUUGAACCAAUUAAUUCUGUCUUAUUGUCAUCCGAAUACAACAGCUUUAUUUCUUUAUUUGCCUAAACCAAGUUCAGAUUUAUCAUUAGCUGAUAUUUAUUUGAAUCAAUUGAAUAUACUAACCGAUACGUUACCGCCAACAUUGUUAGCUCAUGGUUUACAUGAGGUUACAUCAGCUGAACUGUAACGAUUAAUUUUGUGUUUUGAUAUGAGUUUGAAAAUGAGUGAGCAACAACAUACUUGUAUUUUUCGAUACGCAUUAUAUCAAUAAUUUGAUCCAUUUUUUACUACUAUCUGGUUGUUUUUUCUCUGAUUGAAUUGAUUGUUAUCUAUUUGUGUGUUUGCGCAUACACAUGUAUCCCUUUUUGAUCAAUACAGUUAUUUUUACUAAGUGUUCAUGCCUUAUUCACUAGUUUGUUAACGCAACACGAUUAUAGUUGCCUUCCUUCAGUAUUUUUUCAUGUUCACAUUUCUAUCUGUGACUAACAGUUCCACAGUAAUUUUUAUUGUCAGUACUGAGAUUCAACCAACUAAUCAUUACUUUAUUAAUAAAGUCGUAAAGAUCUAAGAUUACAAUGUGUUUAUCAUCAGAUCAAUAGUCAAAGUACUGCUUUUUGUUAUUCGUAUCUUAUUUUACUAAUUAAAUAAUUUCUCACACAUUCAUUGUUGGUUGUUUGAGGCCUAAAUUUGUUAGAAUGAGCGAUGAAUAAGAACAGUUAUAAUUCUUUUGAAAGAAAAACAGUUUCUUCUAAAUGUUCAUAUUUAUCAUUACUUCAAUACAUGCACACAUACACACACGUAAGUCAUGAUUGUCUACAGUUUGUUCAUGUUUUGAUCAUUAAUACAGUGUGUUUCGUUGACCUAAUUACUAUUUAUGAAUUUUGAUGAACAAGUUUUGAUAAAUAUAAUUUCUUUAUUUAUAAAUAAUGACGAUCAGACAAUAAAAAAAUUGGAUACAGAUACCAAUAUCUAAAUAACAUGCUGAUUCAUGAACUUUAUUAAUUGUCUUCAUGUACUCAACCUAUUUACAUUUAAUCUCGUUUUGUUUUUCACUUCUUUAUAUCAUCACAUUUUGUUUUUGUGAUUUUAAUAAAGUUUAAGUAUUUUGUGUUUUAAUGGACGUGUAUUCAUUUCAUUCUUCUCAUCAGAAUUUUCUAUUUUGGUCAGCUAUAAUUUCUUUUUUUUAUAUAUAAUUACGAUAAAUACAAAUAUAAACGGUAACAAUUGAUUUAAACAUUUAUUAUAACAAAGAUGUUUGUUUUGUUUCUGCGUAAGCGGUAGUGUUAGUUAUUAACAAUUAACUGUUGUUCAUGAUACAAACUAUUUACUUGACAU